This is a messenger RNA of Siniperca chuatsi (mandarin fish), 3220 nucleotides long. RefSeq names its product histone-lysine N-methyltransferase SUV39H1-like. The coding region runs from base 54 to 1487 and encodes 477 amino acids. The record is from RefSeq and is a predicted model, not a curated record. The transcript is spliced from 6 exons. NCBI's taxonomy places the organism in Eukaryota, Metazoa, Chordata, Actinopteri, Centrarchiformes, Sinipercidae. Gene Ontology annotation, cellular component: nucleus. Gene Ontology annotation, molecular function: histone H3K9 methyltransferase activity; zinc ion binding; protein binding.
AUGAGAGGGCUGAGCGACGACGCUCAGCCAAUCAGCAGCCGCUCCAGUCCGCCAUGCGGAAGGAUCCUCCCCAGCAACGCAGCUUCUCCUAUUUUGGCGGCUGUGCGGAAAACAUGGCGGAAAAUUUGAAAGAUUGCAGGGUGCCCUGUAAGAUGUCCUGGGACGAGCUGGAAGCCCUGUGUCGCAGAGAGAGGCUCCACUGUAAACAGCUCGGGGUGAACAGAGCCAACGUCAAUGACUACGAGGUGGAGUUCCUCUGUGACUACAAGAAGACGAAGGAGGAAGAGUUCUACAUGGUAAAGUGGAAGGGCUUCCCAGAGUCGGACAACACCUGGGAACCCAAGAGGAACCUCAAAUGCCCCAAACUGAUGAAGCAGUUCCACCUGGACCUGGAUCAGGAGCUGAGGCGCCACAAGAGACGCUGCACCCCUAAAAAGCUGGAUAAGGAAGUCGCCUCGUUCCUGGUCCAGAAAGCCAAAUUCCGUCAGAGUCUGCAGCGCUGGGAGGUCCAUUUGAACCAGACUCGCAACCACCCAGGUCGCAUUUUUGUCAUGAACGAAGUGGACUUUGAGGGCCCUCCAAAAAACUUCACCUACAUCAACAACUACAAAGUAGGCCAGGGCAUCGUGUUGGAUGAGAUGGCUGUGGGUUGUGAGUGUAAGAACUGUUUAGAGGAGCCGGUGAACGGCUGCUGCCCCGGGGCCUCCCUGCACCGCAUGGCCUACAACGACAGGGGGCAGGUCCGGAUCCGGGCGGGACAGCCCAUAUACGAGUGUAACUCCCAAUGCAGCUGUGGCGCCGACUGUCCCAACAGAGUGGUGCAGAAGGGCAUCCAGUUCGACCUGUGCAUCUUUAAGACGGAGAACGGCCGGGGAUGGGGCGUCCGCACGCUGCAGCACAUCAAGAAGAACACGUUCGUCAUGGAGUACGUGGGGGAGAUCAUCACGACAGAUGAAGCGGAGAGGAGGGGUCACGUGUACGACCGCCAGGGCUCCACGUACCUGUUUGACCUGGACUAUGUGGAGGACGUGUACACUGUGGAUGCAGCUCACCAAGGCAACAUCUCCCACUUUGUCAACCACAGCGUGAGUGUCUUCAGACUGUGGACUGCAGUCGCUCGGCGUGGGCAGGACCGCACGCUGGGUUUGGGUCUGGGGGUCAUAACAUCAGGUCUCUCUGAUGAGACAGUCGGUCAUUGUUUAGCAGCUUUCAUGCAGUGUAACCCCAACCUGCAGGUAUUUAACGUGUUCAUCGACAACAUUGACGAGAGGCUCCCGAGAAUCGCUUUGUUUUCAACGCGGGCUAUUCGGGCGGGAGAGGAGCUCACCUUUGACUACAAGAUGCAAAUUGAUCCAGUCGACACAGAAAGCACCAAAAUGGACUCCAGUUUCAGUUUCAGUCUAGCGGGGCUCCCCAGCUCUCCGAAGAAGAGGAUUCGAGUGGAGUGUCGGUGUGGAUCGGACUCGUGUCGAAAGUACCUGUUCUGACGAGGGUCUGCUGGGAACGCGACGCCGUUUUCUGUAUAAACAUGUGGAAAAUUGUACAGAUUUGUAAAUGAAUUUUUAUUUUCUUUGUUUGUGAAAGCUGAAAUUCACCUUUUUUAUAUGUGAACAUGACAAACUCCUCAAGAUGAAAACCAAAAGCCACAGGUUCAAAUCUAGGAUUUACUUCUUCUUGGUGUCCAGUCGGUUGAAGACUGCCUCAGUGGAUCAUUGGAGUACUUCACUCCAAUGAUUUGAAAUCAUUGAUCUUUCUCCGUCCUCUUUAAACGAUUUACUGUUUGAGUAGAACCUUUCUGUGGCUGCUUCCUCCGGCUCUCAGUGGAUUCUACAUCACGCAGGUAUUUCAUCACUGUUACUUGAUCGUUGUGGUUCAUCACAGCUUUUAGUUUUGUCCUUCACGUCUACCAGCGCCAGCGUCGUUCCGGCAGCACACACGCACCGGUGGAAAGAAGCGUGGCGGGCCGAAACGCCGGCAGGUCUGUUAAACUUAUUGAGGAAGCGAAAGGGACUGUGUGUUGGAAACCUCCAGACCCACUUCCUGCUUCAGCUCUGACCUUCUGGACUCUGCAGUGUGAAGUGCACUCACUUUUCACUCCACUCUCAGUGUGGCCUCUUGAAAUAAAGUUGUUUCAGUAAUCUGGAUAACCUGCCUGAUGGUCUCGUGUCUCCUGACCUCAGGUCGGACCUGCUGCGGAGUGACAUGCUGUAAGUGGUAGAAGUGAUGGACAAACGUAUGAAAGUUAGACUCCAUUUUUAAACUGGUCUGGAAACUGUUCACACCAGAGCUCAGAGGACAUUUCCGGUGUCCAGCGGCCGACACGUGACUCUCCUCAGUGUUUUGUUACUAAUGAAAUGUUCACUCAGAAGGACUGUGGACUAGCAGGCCCACGUUGACUCUCUCAUGCAGGACUUUACUGUCCUACAUCAAAUGUGAUUGUUUUUCUGUCUCUGAAUUGAGAUUUUAUAGUUUAAUGUGUAAGUUUUAGUGCUUUGUUUCUUUUACCUUCAGUCUCGUCACUUGUGUUUCAUCGUGCUCCUUCAGUUGGUUUAACGGUGGUCAAGGUCUCAGUAUGCUUCAGAAGAACUGGUUGUUUCUGGCUGUUUCCGCUCCACGAACUGUUCCUUUACUGCAUGUUUGAAAGUCUGCUCCGUUAUCAACAAUUCAUCUCACCAAGACCACAGACUCUCUCCUCGAAGACAUUCACGCUUUUGCACUGAUCCCAUGUAGAGUGACAGAAGUUUUUAAAGUGGGUGUGAGUGUUGAAAGUUACAGAAACUGUAGUCUGACGCAGCUUACUAUGCAAUGACCCUGAACCUGCAGACACUCUGCAGGGAGGUGCUGACCCUCAGCUGAUCUGUUUUCCACCUGGAUGCUGCUUUAGUGCCCAGAUGACAACACACACUUAUUCUUCCACCGUCCUUCUACCAAAGAAAAGUUUCCCGUUGACGCUGGUAUGUGAAACCACCUGAACGCCAGCAGGGAUAAGUGACGCAGUGUUACCUGACUGUUGUUUGAAUGUUAACCGACCCUUUAAUGGUGACGUGAGGAGACUGUAAUUUGUUCUUCUGUAAACUUUCCUUUCUGUCACCCUCGUGACUCUGGUACACCAUCUAGCUGAUUAUUUUCAGUGUAUUUAAACCUUUCAGUUUUUAGUACUGCAGUCUGUGACCUUCUUCUAGGUGGAGAACAAAACAAUGUAAAUAAAUGGUUAAACUGA